Molecule: messenger RNA, 1525 nt
Organism: Myotis brandtii (Brandt's bat)
Lineage: Eukaryota; Metazoa; Chordata; Mammalia; Chiroptera; Vespertilionidae
Gene: IDH2
Product: isocitrate dehydrogenase 2 (NADP+), mitochondrial
Exons: 10
Coding region: 6-1274 (422 amino acids)
Biological process (GO): isocitrate metabolic process
Cellular component (GO): mitochondrion
Molecular function (GO): NAD binding; magnesium ion binding; isocitrate dehydrogenase (NADP+) activity
Source: RefSeq, a predicted model, not a curated record
GCCUCAUGCCGUGUCUGUGCCCCGUUCUAGAUGCCGACAAGAGGAUCAAGGUGGCCAAGCCGGUGGUGGAGAUGGACGGCGAUGAGAUGACCCGUAUUAUCUGGCAGUUCAUCAAGGACAAGCUCAUCCUGCCCCACGUGGACGUCCAGCUCAAGUAUUUCGACCUGGGGCUCCCAAACCGUGACAAGACCGACGACCAGGUCACCAUCGACUCCGCGCUGGCCACCCAGAAGUACAGCGUGGCUGUCAAGUGCGCCACCAUCACUCCCGACGAGGCCCGUGUGGAAGAGUUCAAGCUGAAGAAGAUGUGGAAGAGUCCCAACGGAACCAUCCGGAACAUCCUGGGCGGGACCGUCUUCCGGGAGCCCAUUAUCUGCAAGAACAUCCCCCGCCUUGUCCCUGGCUGGACCAUGCCCAUCACCAUUGGCAGGCACGCCCAUGGCGACCAGUACAAGGCCACGGACUUUGUGGCCGACCGGGCCGGCACCUUCAAGAUGGUGUUCACCCCAAAGGAUGGCAGCAGUGCCAAGGAGUGGGAGGUGUUCAACUUCCCUGCUGGCGGCGUGGGCAUGGGCAUGUACAACACCGACGAGUCCAUCUCGGGCUUUGCGCACAGCUGCUUCCAGUACGCCAUCCAGAAGAAGUGGCCGCUGUACAUGAGCACAAAGAACACCAUUCUGAAAGCCUACGACGGGCGCUUCAAGGACAUCUUCCAGGAGAUCUAUGAGAAGCAUUAUAAGACCGAGUUCGAGAAGAAUAAGAUCUGGUACGAGCACCGGCUCAUUGAUGACAUGGUGGCUCAGGUCCUCAAGUCUUCAGGCGGCUUUGUGUGGGCCUGCAAGAACUAUGAUGGAGACGUGCAGUCGGACAUCCUGGCCCAGGGCUUUGGCUCCCUGGGGCUGAUGACGUCGGUGCUGGUCUGCCCCGACGGAAAGACCAUCGAGGCUGAGGCUGCUCACGGGACAGUCACGCGCCACUAUCGGGAGCACCAGAAGGGCCGGCCGACCAGCACCAACCCCAUCGCCAGCAUCUUCGCCUGGACGCGGGGCCUGGAGCACCGGGGGAAGCUGGACGGGAACCAGGACCUCAUCAGGUUUUCCCAGACCCUGGAGAAGGUGUGCGUGCAGACAGUGGAGAGCGGAGCCAUGACCAAGGACCUGGCGGGCUGCAUCCACGGGCUCAGCAACGUGAAGCUGAACGAACACUUCCUGAACACCUCGGACUUCCUGGACACCAUCAAGAACAACCUGGACAAAGCCCUGGGGCAGAAGUAGGGGUGGCGAGCGCGCCCGGCUGUGGUCCCGGACUCGCGGAGGGUGAGCCUCAGCCCUCUCAGGAGGCCUUUCUAGGGGACGUUUUUUAUAAGCGACAUGUUUUUCCAAGUCUCUGCGCUGCCCCUCGCGGAGGUGACGUGAGGCAGGAGCGGUGUGUUUUACCUCAGCCCGUCAGUAUGUUCCGCAUACUGUAAUUUAUAUCGCCUUGGAACACGUGGUGCCAUAUUUAGCUACUAAAACCUCUUCACAAA